CCUCCAGCCGUCCAAUCACGACGUUUGUUAUUAGUGGCCAACAAGGCCCAGUUCAUUUUGGAUGAGGGAAGGUGACAUUUGUAGCGUAUGGUAUGGUGUAUGAAAGUGGGGAGAGGGAACAGUAAAUAAAGUAACAUGUCUUCUCUUGGAAGAACUGUGGGUGUGCUCCGAGCCGGAGUGCAGCUUCUAAGACGGGGCCCUCAGAAAAUGGUCGUCAGAAAAGCUGGCGGCGGACCUCACAUUGAGGCCCAGUACAGGCAGUUUCCUCAGCUCACCAAGAACCAGCACUUCCAGGCAGAGCUGCUGAGUGGUGCCAUGUGGUUCUGGAUCCUGUGGCACUUCUGGCAUGACCCAGAUGCAGUGUUUGGUCACUUCCCCUGGCCUGAUGCCUCCAAGUGGACUGAUGAAGAACUGGGGAUCCCACCACUUGGUGAGGGGGAGGAAGAGGGGGAGGAUGACGAUGAUGAGUGAAGAAAGCCUCGCUAACUUGUGACCCCCAGUCUCGAGUGUGCUGGGCUACUGCUGAGGAGUUGGACCAUGUCUUCAGUCGGACGAGCUGAAAGGCUUCAGCAUUGUACAUAGAGCAAUAAAGUAAACUGCUGUCUGCUAAA
Messenger RNA from Anguilla rostrata (American eel), 611 nucleotides. RefSeq names its product NADH:ubiquinone oxidoreductase subunit B2 (gene ndufb2). The record is from RefSeq and is a predicted model, not a curated record. Gene Ontology annotation, biological process: mitochondrial respiratory chain complex I assembly. Gene Ontology annotation, cellular component: mitochondrial inner membrane. Lineage: Eukaryota; Metazoa; Chordata; Actinopteri; Anguilliformes; Anguillidae. The transcript has 4 exons. Bases 136 to 471 code for a protein of 111 amino acids.